This is a messenger RNA of Amoebophrya sp. A120, 3022 nucleotides long. The record is from the annotation of a GenBank genome assembly. Lineage: Eukaryota; Dinophyceae; Syndiniales; Amoebophryaceae.
AUGAAGACGCUGGCGGACAAGUUCGGGUUUGUGACUGGAUUUUCGGACCACACCAAAGGGGUGGUCUGUCCUUUAGCCGCGGCCGUGAUGGGUGCCUCGAUCAUUGAGAAGCACGUCACGCUCGACCGGUCGAUGAAGGGCACGGACCAUAUCAAAGUGAAAAAUCCCCCCUCCCCAUAUCAAAUGGGAAAUCUGUGAUGCAGGAUUUGUGUACACAAAUCAGCUUUGUCUUGCAGUAGAGGACUGCACGCAGAUACGAAGCCUGAGCUGGGCCUUUUUCGUGUAGGCGCCUAGCAAGAGAGGCUUAUCCUCUGCACGCCAUACAGCAUCACAAAUAGCCCGCAAAACGCGGCGGAGUCUCUGGAAGCUUUGCCUUCUUGCAAUACAGAGACGACUUGUGUCCGCAAAUCAGCAGCGCAAAUUUUCAGAAGUGUCUUUUUUCAGUAUGGGGAGGGGAGCUUUUCUCUUACGAUAGACCAGCCGGGCUCCCUGGAGGAGAAAGACUUGCUGGAAAUGGUGCAAAACAUUCGCAUGGCGGAGAAAGCAGUCGGGGACGGAAUCAAGUGUGUAAAUCCGGCCACAGCCGCGGCAAUGCACAAGCUGGCACGCAGCGUGUACUACAGUGAAAAAUGCCGCCACCUCCAAAGUUGCAAGAAUUUGUGAUGCGAAGUUUUCAAAUGAAAACUUUUUGUCAUGCAUGAAAGGAGUAUGGAUCUUUCUGAUGCAGAGUCUAGGCGUAAGUAUAUCGCAUCGCUUGCAUGACAAGCGCCACUCUUGCUGGGAUCUUUUGCAAUACAAAUUUUCGCCAUUCACGAUUGGGAAUCUGUAAUGAUGCUGAUAGAUGCAAGAGGGCGAAUGUUUCCGUUGGAAAGGUUUGCAAUACAAAUGCCUCCAAGUUCGGGGGCGGGGUUUUUUUCAUUGUGAUAGCGUGACCUCGAAGCGGGAGAUCCAGAAGGGCGAGGUGAUCCAGGAAAGCAUGCUCUGCUUGAAAAGCCCGGUAUGCAUUGCAAAUGUGUCUGGGUCUGGAAGGAUUCGAAUUUGUGAUGCGCAUCCAUUCUACAUCAUGACAAACUCUGUCAUGCAUGGCCAGCAAAAGGCCGCGCCAUUUCUUGUUUACAAAAAGGGGAUUUGUCAUGCGGAUUAGGUAUUGGGAUAGGGAUACCUGCUCCAUUAUAUCUGUGAUCGUGAUGCUAGGGCUUGCAUGCCAGACGAUCUGGGUCAAGCAAAAACUGCAUGACAACUUCCAGACCCAGACAUAAUUGCAUUUCAUACCCGGGGGACGGGUACAAGUGGGUGGAUCGGGUAAGAUUCGUCGGAAAGGUUGCCGCGCAGCUGAUCCCGAGUGACGCUACCCUGCGCGACAACAUGAUUCUCGCGGAGCCGGAAGGGAAGAGUGGAAAGUACUGUGAGGAAAAAUCCCCCCUUCCCAUAUCGAAAUGGAAAUCUGUGAUGCGGAAAGUGUGUACACAAAUCGGCUUUGUCUUGCAGUAGAGGACUGCAGGCAGAUACAGAGCCUGAGUGGGGGCGUUUUGGUGUAGGGGCCUAGCAAGGCAGGCGCAUCCUCUGUAGGCCAUACAGCACUACAAAUUGCCUGCAUAACGCAGCGGGGUUUUUGGAUUUGCCUUGUUGCAACACAGAGACGAUUUGUGGCCACAAAUCAGCAUCACAAAUUUUCAGAAGUGUCCCGCGUUGGUAUGAAGAGGGAGGAUCUUUCCUCACAAUAGAAAGAAAGGGGACGGAGAACCGCAGGGAGCGACCGACUCCGUCUCUGUCGGCGCGUGACCGUAUGCAUUGCAAAUAUGUCUGGGUGCAACUUGUAAUGCGUAUCUUGCAUUCCUGGAAAAUCUGUGUUGCAUGAGCAGCAAGUGAGCAGCUUUCCUUGUUAUGCAAUAAGGCUUUUUGUCAUGCGCGUCACGCAGCAGAGAGCGUUCCGAAAGGUUGUCAUGCCCGGCUGCCAUUGCAAGCGUUGCAGUCAUGCGCAAUUCAGCAUCACAGGUUUCCAGACAUCCAGGGAUAUUUGCAUUUGAUUUGUCUCUGUCGGCGCGUGAGACGUGGUAGGUGAGAGCAGGUAGUUUUCACAUCAGCUGCAGCGAGCUGGUCGAUGUGCGGAACAUCUUUGAGCAUUAAGUAGGUAGCACUCCUUCUGCACUACUACUUCUUGUUACGAUCUUGAUAUAACUUUUGUAACCACGACAACCACAACUACAACAUUGCAAGAGUUUUAUUUUUCGCGUAGAACUAUUUUAUAAUUUUUUUUUGAUUUUUUCAUUAUGUAGACCUACCCUCACAGAAUAGACGCGAAUGGUAAUUCUGUGCCAUUUGACAGGGUCGACCCAGCUGUGGUCGUCAUUUCUUCACUCACUUAGCAGGAUAUUUUUACGGAAGUCAUUACAAUUUUUACUGCUGCAUUGCUUUUUUCGUAAAAUGGGGAAUUUUUGUUGAAGUAGACUUUUUCGAUACUAAUCUACGAAUAUUUCUAGAAGUACUGCUAUUUCUAGUACUAAGCUGAUUUUUAAGUAUGCAAAACAAAGCGGCAAACAGAUGCACCAUGUUGCCAACAACAGCUUCACUAGCCACAACACCUCACAGAUGUUUGUUCCUCUGUAACAAGCAGAAAUAGAAAUAUUCCUAACCCGGGAUUCAGAAAGCACUUUAGCCAUUGAAUUCUACAAGACCUAGAGCGGUUGACAGUAAUUUGACAGGACAAUGAUCUAUGUCAUUCAAAUUGGCUGUAAUCUUCGAUAGCUACAAUGGGAGUGUAGUUUUAUUUAUGUUGUACUGUUUGUGAAACAACAAAAACACGAUUUUUACGAUUAGACAAGAGGAAAAUAAAUCGCAGAAGGACGAGGAAAAAUCGAGCAGAACCCUCGGACGGCGAGAUCCAUUGCGACGAGCAGGUCUGCUGCUGCUGCUUCGCAGUAAGUAUCUAGCACGGGCGGUCGCUCGGCGACCGCCGGAGAGGUAUGGAGUAGACAAGGAAACGAUGGGCCCGAUUUGUUUCCUAGUAGGAAGGUUCGUUGCA